Microthlaspi erraticum is the source of this 279-nucleotide messenger RNA. The record is from the annotation of a GenBank genome assembly. NCBI's taxonomy places the organism in Eukaryota, Viridiplantae, Streptophyta, Magnoliopsida, Brassicales, Brassicaceae.
AUGUCGGCUGUCUUCGCCGGCGGAAGGAUUCUUCCGGAUUCCUAUCUGGAUUCUGGCCAUCGCCUUUUAUUUCAAAUCCUCUAUCAUUUCUCCAUCCAUCCGCCUCAGAUCUGUCUUUAUUUGCUUGGCUCUUCAUCUGCCGCUGUCCGAUGGUCCGUUUCGCCUCACACCGAAGCUGUCACCAUCUCUUCCUCCACAUUAGUCAUCGAUCUUCUCACAUGUGUAUUUAGGUUGUGCUGGUGUGGACCAGUCACCUUCCCAAGUUCCGCCAAUUAUUAA